AUGAGUUCUCGGGAGAUACACAUUGCUGUCCUAGACACAGACAUUCCAUGCUAUCAUGUCUAUGCCAAACGAGGACUGUAUAGCUCCCAAUUCAACUCCCUUCUCAAUGCCGCCGCAGGUCGAAUCAACGCGACGGGAUCUGAGUUGCCAAGAGGCCUUCUCAGUGUGCAUGUAACUGCAUUCGAUAUCGUUGGAAAUUCAUACCCGCAUGCCGCAACGCUACGAGCUAGCCCUUGGUCCGCCGUGGAGAGGCACACCCCCGGGUCCCAUGGCCCCAUUGAUGCAAUUUUGGUCACUGGUGCGACUGCAGCAGUCUAUGAUAAGCUUCAUUGGAUCCCAGGAUUGCGUUCUUUCAUUCAAAGAGUGUACUCCGAUUAUCCUCUGGUCAAAAUAUUCGGAUCGUGCUUUGGCCACCAGCUUAUAGGCGAAGUGCUCCUUGCAAGCGACAUAAGCUACACGUCCGAAACGUCUUCUUUCAAAAUCUCCGUUGAAGCUGCAUCUCAAGGUCACGAAAUUGGCAUGUUUCCAAUCACCUUGAACCCUUCGUUUGUCUCGCACUUUCCCCCUCUGGCCCGUUUCGCCCAGGAACCUUUCAAUAUUCAACUUAUCCACGGUGAUUCCGUGAUAUCUUCUCCCGAUGCUCCCGUACCCGAAGAAUCUACAGGCGACAUGUUGCCCGGGUCAUGGUUGAGCGUGGGAAGCAGCUUGAAGUGUCCAAUUCAAGGUCUCUAUCAGCCUGGUCGCGUCCUAACUUUGCAAGGGCAUUUCGAAUUUGACGCGUUUGCUACUGCCGAGCUAUGCUACAAGUUUGCCGGUCAGUUUGGCUGGUCCCAGGAAGUACUGGACACCCAUUUGGAACGAAUCCGGCGCUCAGUGAGGCCGGACAGAGAGGACGAGGAUGAUUCGAAGGUAACCGCAGAGGCGGUGCUGUUAUUUUUCGCCGUGAAGCAUCUUUUGGAUAAAAUUCGAAUCUAUGAGGAGCAGUCAAACCCCCAGGUCUCGGGAGGCUCUUCAACGGUAUUGAACUCUCCGGCUGCAGGAUUUGAUACGCCGGCUUCUCCUUCGUCGACGCGUCCAUCUGCGACGGCCGCAAAUAAAGAGGCCCAUCAAUUGUUGCCAGACGGCAUAUCAUAUGCCGGCAAUGAUGCUGCAAUAAGCCCCGCAACGGACUUAACCUCUGGUCCUGCAUUCGAGUCUCAAGUUAGAUCUCUACUUCACAGGUCGCACCCCAAUGAGACAUUCUAUGGUCCAGAUUCAACUCCUCAAGAUCUCUCUGAGCAGAUUCCCGAAUGGACCUCAGUGCGAGAGCUGGUUGGCGAAAAUUCCGAUGUUACUUUCCCGUCGUUGGAAGAGUCCCAGCACCUACUUGAGCUUUUCCUGUUCUACCUUGGCGUAAGCCAACAUUUCUUCGACCCUAGGUCAUUUUCGGAUGAACUUAUGUUGCUGUUUCAAAACUCGGAGAGCAGGAAGAAGCAGAUGCGCUCCCCUUGGUUCACUGAAUAUCUCUUAGUGAUGGCAAUGGCAAAGCUGAUCAAUGUUCGACAUCCAACGUCUCAGCCGCCAGGGUCAGAUCUGUUCGCUGAGGCAUUGAAACGAUUGCCUCCCCUGCAUCAAAUGGGCGGAGAGAGUGUCAUCAUGGUCGAAAUACUUACCCUCAUCACUACAUAUCUGCAAUGGUCCGACCACAAACACGAUGCUUAUCUUUAUAUAGGAGUUGCUCUGCGGCUGGCCAUUGCCCUGAGAUGCAAUUUGCGUGAAACUGAGCAGAGCUGCCUUCCCUCUCAAAGUGCCCACCGACUACGGCUUUGGUGGACGGUAUAUAUGCUCGACAGACGACUGUCUACAGGACUUGGGCUAGCUGCAGGGGCAGAUGAGCGACAACUUUGUAUCGAACUCCCGCGACAAGCGGCAGGGUAUCAGUCGCCCGUUGCUCUUACAAUCAAUGUCCGUAUUGCACGCGUUACAGACGACAUCAUGUCAACUCUGUAUGGAAACAAGUCAAUCACUCAAUUGGAGCUGGUUCACAAAAUCAAGCACAGUCUGCAAGAGUUACACGACACCGCAAGAUCAUUCCCCACGCCUUUGGUUUUGGAUUUCGGGAAACCACUACAGUGGGCUACUCGCACAGGUGCAUCGCUGUACUUGAUGCUGUUUCAGGCUAUCAUUCUUUGUACACGACCAAUCCUCUUGCAGAGGGCUCGAUUGGUAGCUGAAAAUAAAGAGCCACAACCUCUGGACCAGAUUCCAGAAGUACUCAACCGUCUAUGCGAUACUUGCAACGAGGCAGCUACCAGAAGUCUUGCCAUCCUCGCAGUACUUCGACGACAACAAACAAUCCACGCAACGUUCUCCGCAGCAUUUGUCUUGGUAAUGGUGGGCUUUUCGGACAAAUCCCAAGCCCAACCACCCCCAGCACUGUAUCAAGCGUUUGAAGUGCUCCAGUUCCUAUCCCAGGCAGGUAACCUGGCUGCUGAGCGUCGCUUGCACGAUAUCACACAAUCAUGUUCACAUGUCUGGCCAGAAAAUGUCUUGAUGAGCGAUUCUUUGCCAACAGAUUCCGUAUUGCGAGACCAACAUCAGAAAGAUCUACCACAAAAAGACUCACAGGAUCCAUUCUUAUUGUCAUCAGAGCCUCCUUCCAACACGGCUUUACACGCCGGUUGGGGUGUUCAUCGAGAUGAGGCGAGAUUGCUCGAGCCCUUGGCCGACAUCAAUAUCCCAGAUGCGAUGUUUGAUAUGCAAGGAGAAUGGGAUUUGGAUCUUUCUGGUGAGGCAGAAGGAAUCUAUUCAAGUUUCAAUCAUCCAACAUUACCUCUGACAGGGGUAGACUAUAUUGAUUGGUUGGAGAUUGAGAAAGUUAUCGGUGCGCCAUGA
Molecule: messenger RNA, 2874 nt
Organism: Penicillium salamii
Lineage: Eukaryota; Fungi; Ascomycota; Eurotiomycetes; Eurotiales; Aspergillaceae
Source: the annotation of a GenBank genome assembly